AUGAUAAAUCUAAAUACAUGUUUAAGAAUCUGUCAUGUAGGCUUUUUUAUAGAGGUGGUGGGGUGUUUCUAAAGUCCUGGGUGCGGCCCUGAUCAGCAGAGCGACAUAGGACCUCCUGGAGACCCUUUAACGACCCUUGGGACACCUCGGGCCCCACCUUGGGGACCAUUAAUGAUGAUCUCCUGUAAAGUAGUCCCUCGGCUGGUGGGUCCAUGACAGACAGGUGGCGCUGGUUCGCUGACACUGUCGACCAGUCGGUAGACACAGAAGUUUGUUCUGCGCUGUGUUUUUACGCAGGCGCAGAUCACACUGUUUGUCCAGUUUCGUUGGUUGACUUUUACCUGUGAGGUAGACUAGUUUCGGUUCGCCGCUGGGAAUAAGCGAAAAUAACCACCACGGUCCGAUCCAGUCCUGGUCCAGAGGUGAUAGGACUUUUCCUCCUCCCUUCCCGGCCCCCCGUGUGACUCAGGGGCUCCCACUGCGGAGCGUCAGGACGGGAUUUCUCCGGGAUUUUAGAGUCGGUGCGCAACAGCGAGCAAAGCAGGAGGCAGGUGCACGGGAGAGGACAGGGCAGGGGGGUGGAGGAGGAGGAGGAGGAGGGCUGUUUGUAUUUCCGUGAGAGACUCCGGUCGUUCACACCGGGCCGAAUGAUUGGAAAUCAACUGGUUGGCGCCUCGGCGGUCGAUCUGUGUUAGUUUCAUUAGUAUGCGGCUGGAGUCCCCCCGCUGCUGCCGACAUCCAGCCUGAGGACUGAUCGGCAGCCCUGAAGUCUCCUCCGUGCCUGCUAAGUGACUCCUCGCCCCGGGGAGGACGAGGAGGAGCAGGAGCAGAAGGAGGAGGCGGCGGCAGCAACAGAAGCAGGACCCCGGCUGCACCUAGUGUUGAGUGGAACAGUUUUCACGGACGCACCACGGACCUCCUCGCCUUGUGGAUCAAGAAGAUGAUGGGCUUUCUGCGCCGGACGUUCAGCCGCCGCUCCCGGAGCCGCUUCCAGACGAGAGAGAGGGACGAACGGGACGGUAAAGGAGGAGGAGGUGAAGGAGGAGGAGCAGGAGGGGUGACCGGGAACCCCCUGCUCCUGGCCCAUCAGCAGCAGGUCGUACAUGCGCCCGCCGUGGUCAGCGGAGGAGCGUCGGUCCACAUCCCGGCGGCCGGCACGGCGAGGACCACCAUCACCUGCCGCGUCCUGCUGCUGGACGGCUCGGAUGUCAAUGUGGAUUUACCUAGUAAAUCCAAAGGCCAGGACCUCUUUGAUCAGAUUAUGUAUCACAUAGAUCUGGUUGAGACAGACUACUUUGGAUUGCAGUACAUGGACAUAGAACAAGUCUCACACUGGCUGGAUAUGUCCAAGCUUAUAAAGAAACAAAUCAGAGACGGGCCUCCAUACAGACUGUUCUUCAGAGUGAAAUUUUACUCUUCAGAGCCAAAUAACCUGCGUGAGGAAUUUACAAGGUAUCUGUUUGUGUUGCAGCUUCGACAAGAUAUUCUGUCUGCCAAGUUGAAAUGUCCAUAUGAUGUCUCCGUAGAGCUGGCGUCAUAUUGUUUACAAAGUGAGCUGGGAGACUGUGAUCCCUUGGAGCACUCUCCUGAGCUGGUGUCUGAGUUUCGUUUCAGUCCCAAACAGAGCGAGGCCAUGGAGGCGGACAUCUUCGGCAGGUGGUUGGAGCUCAGGGGAAAGAGUCCGUCUCAAGCAGAGAUUUCUUUUCUCAACAAAUGCAAGUGGCUGGAGCUUUACGGAGUAGAUAUGCACUUUGUCAAGGGUAGAGAUGGAGGAGAAUAUGCACUAGGACUCACCCCUACUGGCAUCUUAGUGUUCGAAGGCUCCAACAAAAUCGGCCUUUUCUUUUGGCCCAAAAUCACUCGACUGGACUUUAAAAAGAGUCGACUCACGUUGGUCGUGGUGGAGGACGACGAUCAGGGUCGGGAGCAGGAGCACACCUUUGUGUUCCAGCUGGCCAGCUCCAAGAGCUGUAAACACCUGUGGAAGUGCGCCGUGGAGAGCCACGCCUUCUUCCGGCUACGUCAACCAACCACGGGCAAGGCCAGCCGCAGCGACUUCACGCGACUUGGGUCCCGCUUCAGAUUCAGUGGUAAAACGGAGUAUCAGGCCACUCAUGGAGGCCGACUGAGGAGAGCCAGCACAUUCGAAAGAAGGCCGAGCAAGAGAUACCCCUCCCGCACACAGUCUCUGGGCAAAGCUUCCAUAUCCCCAGCCAAGCCACCUCAUAUCAGCUCUCGUGCCAGCCCUGAUCCCAGCCUACAUCCAUACCAGCACAAUAUUCCUAUCAGUCACGAGCCAUGGCACCCGCCACAUGCCGCUCUCACACCCCCGGUUUACCUGCAGCCCUCUGGACACACACCAUCACACAGUUUCCCUCUGAGCGGUCCUGCUUCAGACCAUCAGUUCAGCGUUGAAGAGAAUGAGACUUCGUAUUCUGGCAAGAUCCACCACCAUCACCGUCGCCACACACACAGCCAGGACACGCUCUGCCACACACACACCAAGAACAAGCGUCGAGAACGUCCUCCCUGCACUGCAGAUGAGUUGGAAAUCUCUCAGUCUCUGCUCAAGGCUCUGGAGUCAGAAAGUGAUUCUCCCCCGUGGCCUUCGCUGCACGUCAACAUGGACAAGGGAGAGGAGAAGCAGCUGUCUGAAAAGUCUCUGCACCCUCCUGCCUCCCCAGCGAUGCUCCCAGACCACCUGAAGUGUAACAUCCUCAAGGCACAGAUGGAGGCAGCUUUCAGGAAGGAAGCCCCGACAACGCCUAGGGUGAAGAACUCAAAUGAGAUCCUCAAAGACAGGUAUCAGAGCUCGUCACAAGAUUCAGCUGCAUCUAGUCUGACUGCAGACAAGACGCCACAUCGGCAAGACUGCAACCAGACGCCAGAGACACUGCAGUCCAAAGUCAACACGAGCUGCACCCGCAGAAAACGACUGGUCAGACAGUUCAGCUUUAACCAUGAAGAUGAAGAUAAUCUCCCAGAAGCACUUGCAGCCAUCUCCUCCCAGAGUACAGGAAAAUCAGGAUCUACCAGCUCAUUGGACAAACAGAUACAGCCGUCCAUAUAUCCACAGGUGGAUAAUAUGCCAGCACUGGAGCUGGGUAGUCCAUGCUGUCCCUCUCCUUCGCCUUCUCCCCAUCUCUCACCUUCUUACUACCGUAGCUCCAUCCCUCACCUGGCCCCUUACCUUGCUACCCAUAAUGACAGUGGAGAGGAAAUGAGGUUGGACAGAGAGAAGAUCCUAAGAGCCCUCCUGAUGACAGAGCUCUGAGACCUUGACGACUGACCUCGGCUGUGACAUUAUCAUCAUCAUCAGGUGCAGCACACCUCGCAUUAAGUGAGGGAAGUGGAAGCAGAAGACCCAAAGUCAUUGGCUGCAAUCAACAUUUGUACAUGUGCAUAAUACAUUAAGCAGCUAUAAAUAUAUAUUUACAUAAAUGCAAUUGUUAUAUUUGCUUAAUUGUUAUUUUAGAAGGACGAUUCUUUAUAUCCAUCAAACUGUAAAAACUAUAAAUGAGACCCAAAUGAUUAACUCACACACACACACACACACAUUACAGAUAAGCUACAGAUGUAACUGGUGCUGCCUGCAUGAUAAAUAUGUUACAUGAUGAAAUAUUUAUCUGAUUUGAUUUGGGGUUUACGUUUAAGUUUAUAUGUGAUUUCUUCAGCAGUGUGUCCAUGCUGUUGCCUAAACUGUGUUUCAGACAUUGAUUCCUAAACUAGGCAGAAGUCAAAUCACUUUCAAGUCAGUUUGUUCAAAAUGUAAAUAGACAUUGUAAUUAAUACACCGGCAACAAGAACAG
Messenger RNA from Larimichthys crocea (large yellow croaker), 3809 nucleotides. It is a transcript of the gene epb41l4b, whose product is annotated as erythrocyte membrane protein band 4.1 like 4B. Gene Ontology annotation, cellular component: cytoskeleton. Gene Ontology annotation, biological process: actomyosin structure organization. Gene Ontology annotation, molecular function: cytoskeletal protein binding. The transcript is spliced from 23 exons. Bases 941 to 3274 code for a protein of 777 amino acids. NCBI's taxonomy places the organism in Eukaryota, Metazoa, Chordata, Actinopteri, Sciaenidae. The record is from RefSeq and is a predicted model, not a curated record.